This is a messenger RNA of Maylandia zebra (zebra mbuna), 4602 nucleotides long. Lineage: Eukaryota; Metazoa; Chordata; Actinopteri; Cichliformes; Cichlidae. The record is from RefSeq and is a predicted model, not a curated record.
ACCCCACGGUGACUUGACCGACUUCGUCCUGCUCUCCACUGUGGAUUUACAUACCCUGAUUUCCGUGGGACUGGGAAGAGAAGGGGGAGGGCGGUGAGCCUUUCAGGAACUGAGGAAGCAGGCGCAAACGGCAUAACUUAACAAAUUAACAACUUGUGUGCUCGCCGUCGCUUCUGUGGCGCCUCCUGCCUUCUGUCGGAAUAACGGCUGCUUUUCUGCUCUUCUGGCUCUCUUCGCUUCUCUCGCUGGAUCAUUUUCCUAUACUGGAGGAGGGCUGGGAGUUUUUUCGGAGGAGACGGGAAGCAGCUUGAGUUUAACCCGGUUGGAAGGGCUGUGGCCAUGGCCGGGGGUGGUGGUGGCGGCGGCAGUGGGGCUUCUCCGUUGGGCCACGCACCGCCGAUGUGGUAUCACCGGGACCUGAGUCGAGCGGCGGCCGAGGAGCUGCUUGCCCGAGCCGGUAGAGACGGGAGCUUCCUGGUGCGGGACAGUGAGAGUGUCAACGGGGCUUACGCUUUGUGUGUACUGUUUCAGAAGCACGUCCACACAUACAGGAUAUUACCAGAUGACGAAGGUUUUCUGGCAGUGCAGACCUCUCAGGGCGUGCAGCCUAAGCGGUUUAAGACUCUGCCAGAGCUGGUGUCAUUGUACCUGCAGCCCAGCCAGGGUCUGGUCACCACCCUGCUUUACCCCGUGGAGAGAGAGGAGACAGCUGUCAGUGACGAUAGGGACUAUUCCGAUGGAGAGGAUGAGAAGCCGCCCCUCCCCCCUCGCUCUUCCUCCACCUCCACUCCCCCUGGACCAGACACACCCACAGACAGUACUCCAGCAGCUAAUGGCCUGAGCACCAUCUCCCACGAGUAUCUGAAGGGCAGCUACGCUUUGGACCUUGAAGCAGUCAAACAGGGGGCCUCAUCCCUGCCUCAUCUCAACAAGACACUAGUGGCCUCCUGCAAACGCCUUAAUGGAGAGGUGGAUAAAGUUCUGUCAGGCCUGGAGAUCCUGUCUAAAGUGUUUGAUCAGCAAAGCGCUUUCAUGGUCUCCAAAAUGAUCCAACAGGUACAGUCAGUGAAUCAGGGUGGAGACCAGGAACUGGAGAACCUUGUGACCAAGUUGGCGAUUCUCAAAGACCUGCUGUCCUCCAUAGAAAAGAAGGCCCUGAAAGCUCUACAGGACAUGAGUUUGACCUCUCCAUGCUCCCCCCCUCCUCUGCACUCCAUGCGUCACAGCAAAUCCAUUCCUGUGCAGGCCUUCGAGGUGAAGCUCGACGUUUACCUGGCGGAGCUGACGAAGAUCGGAAAGAGUCAGAAGUACACGCUGUCUGUGGACGUAGAGGGAGGAAGGCUGGUAGUAAUGAAGAAGGUGAAGGACAAUCAAGAGGACUGGAUCACCUACACACAUGACAAAAUACGUCAGCUGAUCAAGUCUCAGCGGGUGCAGAAUAAACUGGGCAUUGUGUUUGAGAAGGAGAAGGAUAAGAGCCAGAGGAAAGACUUCAUCUUUGCUAGUGCCAAGAAACGGGAGGCGUUCUGCCAGCUGCUGCAGCUGAUGAAGAACAAGCAUUCCAACCAGGACGAGCCAGACAUGAUCUCCAUCUUCAUAGGCACCUGGAAUAUGGGCUCUGUACCUGCACCCAAAAACGUGGCCUCGUGGGUUUUGUGUCGUGGUCUCGGGAAGACACUGGACGAGAUGACCGUCACCAUCCCUCAUGACCUGUAUGUGUUUGGCAGCCAGGAAAAUUCAGUGUGCGAUCGGGAGUGGGUGGAGUCACUGCGCGCCCUGCUGAAAGAACAGACAGAACUGGAUUAUAAGCCGAUCGCCGUGCAGACUCUGUGGAACAUAAAACUUGCUGUGUUGGUGAAACCUGAACACGAGAACCGGAUAAGCCACGUUGGGAUGUCCAGUGUCAAGACGGGCAUCGCCAAUACCCUGGGUAACAAAGGAGCAGUGGGCGUGUCUUUCAUGUUCAAUGGGACGUCGUUUGGCUUUGUCAACUGUCACUUGACAUCAGGGAAUGAAAAGAUUGCCAGGAGGAACCAGAACUACCUUGAUAUCCUGCGGCUGCUUUCACUGGGAGACAAACAGCUGAGCUCCUUUGACAUUUCGCUGCGCUUCACGCACCUCUUUUGGCUGGGAGACCUUAACUACAGGCUGGAUAUGGACAUACAGGAGAUUUUAAACUACAUUAACAGGAAGGAGUUUGACCCCCUGCUGAAAGUGGACCAGCUCAACCUGGAGAGAGAGAAGAAUAAAGUGUUUUUACGCUUUGCGGAGGAAGAAAUCUCGUUUCCGCCCACCUACCGUUACGAACGAGGCUCAAGAGAUACGUAUGUCUGGCAGAAGCAGAAGGCCACAGGGAUGAGGACUAAUGUUCCAUCGUGGUGCGACAGGAUUCUGUGGAAGUCUUACCCAGAAACACACAUAGUCUGCAACUCCUAUGGCUGUACAGAUGAUGUUGUGACCAGUGAUCAUUCCCCUGUAUUUGCUACAUUUGAGGUGGGCGUGACCUCCCAGUUUGUCUCCAAAAAAGGUUUGCCAAAGUCUUCAGAGCAGGCCUACAUCGAGUUCGAGAGCAUUGAGGCCAUAGUAAAGACGGCGAGCAGGACCAAGUUCUUCAUUGAGUUUUACUCCACUUGUCUGGAAGGCAAGUUUAAGAAGAGUUACGAGAACGACAGUCAGAGCAGCGAUAACGUGAACUUCCUGCGCGUGGGCUGGUCCAACAAGCAGUUAACAACACUCAAACCUCUUCUGUCAGAGAUCGAGUACCUGCAGGAUCAGCAUCUCUUGCUAACAGUGAAAUCACUGGAUGGAUACGAGUCCUACGGCGAGUGCGUGUUGGCUCUGAAGUCGAUGAUUGGCAGCACAGCACAACAGUUCCACACCUACCUGUCUCACCGUGGGGAGGAAACAGGAAAUAUCCGAGGGUCAAUGAGGGUCAGAGUCCCUUCUGAAAGAAUGGGAACCAGGGAGCGAUUGUACGAGUGGAUCAGCGUGGAUAAGGAUGAGACGAGUGGACCUAAAGGGAAAUCUGCUGUGGUAUGCAGAUCGGGGCAUGAGUAUGUGAAGCCAUCUGUGAUUCGUAAGCCCCUCGGAGAGCUGGGAAAGGUCAGUGAAGAGGGAGAAAGGAACAGCAAAGAGGAGACCGCUGCAAGACCUAAACAGGACGGAUCAGACAGCGAUCCAUCCAUCAGCAAGAACAGCUACAAUAAUCCUGCCUACUACAUCCUGGAGGGCGUUCCCAACCAGUCAGCUGCAGCCGUUUCACCUGAGCUUCUGCCCUCUCCUACCUCAGCCAACCCCCAGGCAGCUAAACCCCCUCCUCCCUCUGCCGGGGCGCGUUCCAAACCCCCCGGCGCAGCCUCGGGGCCCCCUCACCCACGCAGACAGGUUCGUGCCAUUAGCGAGGAGAGCUCCUCAGAAGACGAUGGAGGUGCUUGUGUUGUUGGGGCACAGGGAGGAGGUGUUGGAAGCACACUGAAUCGACCUCCUCCUGACUUCCCCCCACCUCCUCUACCAAAGGGAGCCCUGGAGAUGGUUCCCGAGGCCCCCUUCACCAAACCUCGCUCCCUUUACCCCGACCUGGCUGAGGUCAGGAUCCCCGCAGCUGGCUCCGCUGCCCACGGAGAUGCUUUCAGGCGAGGAGGAGUUGGAGCAGGGGCGCUAGACGACCAGUCGUGCUCUGUGCUCCAGAUGGCAAAGACACUGAGUGACAGUGAGUUUCCUGGACAGCCUCCUCGUGCCCCCUCAGCACCGCCUCCUCUCAGGGGGCAGCCGAUGGGUUUAGGUCUGGAUGCCUGCCGCACCUUCCCACCUAGAAAUCCCAUCACAGAAAGUAUAGCAGAGGAUAUGCCUGAGGAGGCACUUUGGGGCAGCAGUAGCUCAUCUCUGUCUGUGGGGGAAUCGUCAGUGGGCGAGUGGCUGCAGAGGCUGGGUCUGGAGCGGUAUGAGCAGGGUCUUCUACACAACGGCUGGGACGAUUUGGAGUUCCUCAGUGACAUCACUGAGGAGGACCUGGAGGAGGCGGGUGUGCACGACCCCGCCCACAAGCGAAUCCUGCUUGAGAGCCUCAGGCAGCAGCAGCAGCAGAAAUAGACUGCAUCAAACUGGUCCAUGACUGGUCCAAACCGGCCUGGUACCACACCGGGCCCAAUCUCAGCUCAACUGAACCGAGCUGGAACGUGCCAAUCGAUGCCAGACUGUGCCUUCUGAGAGAAAUUGCACUCCAUUUGUACUUUCAAAAACACUUUCUGAACCAACGUCCUUUGAUUUUCACAUGUACUUUAUGUGUGUUGUCCUCAUACACGUGGCCUUAUUUAAUGAUAAUCAUUUCAGUCCUUCAAGCAUCACUACAUAACUUUGGCUUUUAAAUCCAGAGAGGAGAUCAGGUCAGACCCAACCUGCAGCUUCAAGUUGGCAUUUAAAGCUUGUUUCCAUUCGGCCUGAGAAUCCUCUAACUGAGGAUGACUUUGAGAAAGAGAAAAGAGGGCUUUGAAAACACACCACCUGUGUUGCACACCCUCGCUUUGGACUCUUAACUCAUUCACUGCCAUUGACGUCUAUAGACGUCAAUUACGUUUUCAAUGGGAGGGGCUAGAAUACAACCUC